GCUGCUGGGUUUUAGGUUAGGGUUUAACAGUCUCUUUCUUUCCAGUUUCUUGAGCAAAAAUCCAUCAAGUGCUUUCUAAUCAACCUGCUGCUGGGUUUUAGGUUAGGGUUUAACAGUCUCUUUCUUUCCAGUUUCUUGAGCAAAAAUCCAUCAAGUGCUUUCUAAUCAACCUUUAUUUCUCUUUCUAGAUCAUUCAGUCUCCAUCCUGUAGCAACCUCGUCAGAAGUAAAAAACUAAAGCUUAAAGAAAACUAGGAAAAUGAGCCAAGCUGCCGCGUCCGUACUCGCCAACAUUGCUCGCGCCGCCUUCAGCCUCGGCCUCGGCGCUACUGUCCUCAACUCCUCUCUCUACACCGUUGACGGAGGCCAGCGCUGUGUUCUCUUCGACCGUUUCCGAGGAAUCAUCGAUGAUACUGUCGGCGAAGGGACCCAUUUUUUGAUCCCAUGGCUUCAGAAGCCAUUCAUCUUCGACAUCCGGACUCGCCCGCACACCUUCUCCUCCAUCUCUGGCACAAAGGAUCUGCAGAUGGUGAACCUCACCCUCCGUGUCCUCUCCCGCCCAGAAGUCAACCGCCUGCCGGACAUCUUCAAAACCCUAGGUCUCGAAUAUGACGAGAAAGUCCUCCCUUCCAUUGGCAACGAGGUUCUCAAGUCUGUAGUGGCACAGUUCAAUGCCGACCAGCUGCUUACUGAGCGGCCCCAUGUUUCGGCCCUCGUGCGCGAGAGCCUGAUCCGCAGGGCCAAGGACUUCAAUAUCGUACUCGAUGAUGUGGCAAUCACCCAUUUGUCGUAUGGAGCCGAGUUCUCUAAGGCUGUCGAGCAGAAGCAGGUGGCCCAGCAGGAGGCCGAGAGGUCCAAAUUCGUAGUUGCAAAGGCUGAGCAAGAAAGGCGGGCAGCGAUAAUCAGGGCUGAGGGUGAGAGUGAGUCUGCUAAGCUUAUUUCGGAUGCGACUCAGGCUGCUGGCAUGGGUCUGAUUGAGUUGAGGAAGAUUGAGGCUGCAAAGGAUAAUGCUUCAACUAUGUCUAGGAAUGGGAACGUGAUGUAUCUGCCUGGAAACAACAACAUGCUUCUUGGGCUCAAUCCUGGUCAUUCGUAUUAUAAUCUGGAGAAGGGGUCUUCAAUAUAUGGGUUCUUGUUUAAGAUCAUGCUUGGAGGAAUCUGUCCUUUUGAGAUUAGUUGUUUUUUCAUGUUCUUACUCUGGGCGUCACCCAAGGAUGGAAGAUGGGGCAUGAUUCUCUGGGUUUUCAGCUGGCUGUUGGAUGAAUUUCCCCAAGGUGUCCAUUUUAUUCGAAUUAUUCGAGUAGCGUGAUAAGUUAUAUGAAUAUCUAGCUGAAACCGAAUGAAAUUAUGACUGGUUUAUUAUGGGGAAUAAUUGUAUUCUCUAUUUUGGAUGCUGGGGAUGCAAAAUAAUUUCUUUUGUUAUUGCUCUUUCUUUCAAGGCCAGCCAUUGCUGUUGAAUCUUUGAUAUUUUUGGUGCAUGAGAUAAUGCAGUUGAGUUGAAUUUACCAUGGC
Messenger RNA from Striga asiatica, 1511 nucleotides. The record is from the annotation of a GenBank genome assembly. NCBI's taxonomy places the organism in Eukaryota, Viridiplantae, Streptophyta, Magnoliopsida, Lamiales, Orobanchaceae.